This is a messenger RNA of Cololabis saira (Pacific saury), 2119 nucleotides long. It is a transcript of the gene pcgf6, whose product is annotated as polycomb group ring finger 6. Lineage: Eukaryota; Metazoa; Chordata; Actinopteri; Beloniformes; Belonidae. Gene Ontology annotation, biological process: regulation of transcription by RNA polymerase II. The record is from RefSeq and is a predicted model, not a curated record. Gene Ontology annotation, cellular component: PRC1 complex. The transcript is spliced from 10 exons. The coding region runs from base 302 to 1054 and encodes 250 amino acids.
UGAAACAAAGUUGCAACGAGACUAAAGUAACGUCAACAUCUGCAGAGUCCGGCGGUUUCUGGGGCUUUUUCUUGCUUUUUUUGAGUCACUAAUACAAAUAUGUUUGCAAGAGUCACCGCGUAGAUCAUAUUAGCACCUAAUUUAACGUUAAAAACGUAUAUAUUAUUGUUUUAAUCCGGUUUAAAGACAGCGAGGCUAACGUUAGCCGACUAGCUGCGACAAAGUCUCACUUACUGAAAGUUUAUUGAUCUACUAUUGAUCUAAAAACUGUAUAUUCUAAUCUGGGGAGUGUGUUUCUGGUAUGUCUUCUACUGCACUUGGUCUUGAUGGAUCAACCAGCGACUCUGAGAGCGAGCCCAAGCUCCCCCUCAAUCAGUUCUAUCCGUACAUCAGAUGUGCCCUUUGCUGCGGGUUUCUGAUAGAUGCCACCACCAUCACAGAGUGCCUGCACACAUUUUGCAAAAGCUGCAUCGUGAAGCAUUUCUUCUACAGCACCCGGUGUCCAACAUGCAGCAUCGUGGUGCACCAGACGCAGCCACUCUACAACAUCAGGCCGGACAGACAGCUGCAGGAUAUUGUUUACAAAAUGGUCCCAAUAUUGGAAGAACUUGAAAGGGAACAAAUAUGUAAAUUCUACAAAGAAAGAGGUCUGACGGUGCCAAAACCAGUGGCCGUUUCCCCUCAAGGUCCCGUCGUGUUGAGGAGGCAGAAGAAGAACGACAGCUGUCUCCCGUCUGUGUUCGCCAUCCCGCCUGAGCUGGACGUGUCUCUGCUCCUGGAGUUUGUCGGGGCGGAAGAAGGCAUCUGCAAUUAUAAGCCGCUGGAGAGGAGGUAUGUCCGCGUGUCCGGCGAGGCCACCAUCCGCCACGUAGAGCUGUUCAUCAGGAAGAAGAUGGAGCUGAGUCCCACGUGCCAGGUUGAUGUGGUUUGUGGAGAUCACCUCCUGGACCAGUACCAGUCUCUGAAGGAUGUGCAGAACUCUGUGGGGGAAGAAGCUCUACAGGACGGUCUGCUGGUGUUGCACUUCGGCUUGGUCCUUCCCUCCCAGCCAUGAACCCAAGGUGGUUUUUUGUUUAACCGGAAAUGAGAGACUUUUCGACUGUUGGUCCCUUCAGAACAAGAGUUGAAAGUUUGUCGCCUUUCUAACUACCUACAAACGGCUUUUCAGUCGUCUUAGAUGUGCUGUUGGAGUUAGACGACCAGGUCGUUUGAAUCUCCAGAGUGAGAUGAACCCUCUAACCUCAGGCUAGCUGUUUGACCCUGUCACUGUUUUAUUUGUGUUUUAUCUAAUUAAAUGCAGGGUGGAGGUGAGAAAGUACCAGCGUGUACUAGAAGAAAAAGCCAGAUGAGUCGCUGAAACCGGAGUCUAACUCAUUUGUAUCUGAAAGCAAUGCAAGCAACAUCUAUUUAUUUUCACACUGUAAAAACUCAAAAUCUUACCAGGAAUAUUUGUCUUAUUUUUAGUUAAAAUGUCUAAUUUUUAGUCAAAAAAUGUCAUUGCACUUAAAGUGUAAUGAGUGUCAUUACCAUAAAAAUAAGUUAUUUGACCAUUUUCACCUGUUUCAAGUAAAUUUCCACUUGAAAUAAGUAGAAAAAAUCUGCCAGUGGAACAAGAUUUAUCUUCUCAUUACAAGCAAAAAAAUCUUGUUCCACUGGCAGAUUUUUCUACUUAUUUUAAGUGAAAAUCUACUUGAAAUAGGUGAAAAUUGUUGUUUUUUCCAGUGAUGAGUCUUGUUUUAAGUGUAAUGAGAUUUUCUUUGACUAAAAAUGAGACAUUUUAAGUAGAAAUAAGACAAAUAUUCCUGGUAAGACUUUGAGUUUUUGCAGUGCAACACCAGCGAUCUGUAUAUUCUGUUUUAUUAUUGACGUGUGAUUUCUAAAACUGUGAUUCAAAGGGCUCCAACGUAAACUACCAAAGGUCCGUGUAUUUGAGGUAGAGCUGCUUCGUAGUCAUUGAUGAUUCAUUAAAUGCCGCCUGGAGCUUUUUUGUUGAUAAAACUGAAGUGAUGAAGCUUUUUCUUUCAUCGUAGCACAAAGAUUAUUUACAGGGAGUUUGUGUGGUGAGAUUUUGAUGCCAGCAUCUUUUGUAAUUCCUUUUUGUCAUUUUGAAAUAAUAAAA